Messenger RNA from Didymodactylos carnosus, 3181 nucleotides. The record is from the annotation of a GenBank genome assembly. Lineage: Eukaryota; Metazoa; Rotifera; Eurotatoria; Philodinida; Philodinidae.
AAACGUUGAAGCGUAUUCUGCGAAACGGUUAUGCAGGACUGUACGAUACGGAUAUCGGUUUCUAUUAGGAGCAAAUGCCAAAACCGAUAUUCGUUUUGUAAGCUACGGAUUUUUUUUAGAGAGUAGUCGCAGAAAUAGACAGGACAGAGAGAAUAUGUAAGCACAACAGCUAAACACCAGAUAACGCAUUUCCUAAUUUUCUUGGUCUUCCGCGUCGUUAAAUCAUUUAUCGUCGAUAAAUGAUUUCAUAUCAUUUUUAUCAGAAAAUUCUUCUACAAAAUUCCACUCUCUCCGAGCCAUGGUUUAAAGUUAAAGUUUAGUUAAAGUAAGUUUUAGUUGAAAGUUUCUUUCUGAUUUCAUUUACAUAGCAAAACAUUCGAUUUUCCAUCGGGCUGAAAAUAAGAGAAAAAAAUACAUAUUCUGAUUUGCAAUUUCACAAGAAUUCCGAAUAUGCUACCCGUUUUCUUGGACAACUCUUAGUUUUCGAGAAAGAGGCGAAAAACUGUUUUUGCGUGGAAACUAGCGCUUUUUAUUCUAUUCUCCCAUUUUUCUCCGUUCUGGAUAUAUUCUUUUUUUCUCUGAUUUUUCUUAUUUUCAUGUUAUCAGAAUGAAGAGACAGAACGAAAAACAGAAUAUUCAUGUAUAGAACACUGAUUAUGUAUAGACAGUUACAUUUUAGUGUGAAUGUUCAUACUCUUCAAUUCACAAAAUCACUCACUAUGAAUUUAAUACACUAUCAACUUGAUUGCUUUUCUCUAAUAUUUAAGCCGAACUAAAAGCAACCUUUUCCGAAAAAUUCAGCGAAAGAGUACAUGCUCUCUUUCGCUGAAUUUUUCUCCUUCAUGGAUGAGAAACACUGCAAUUAAGCAAAGAAACUUUCAUGCACUUACUCUUUUUCCCCUGAUAGUCAAUAUAAUUUACAGGGUAGAAAUUAAACUACUCAACAUAAAGUAAAAUCUGUAUUCUACAUAACGGUAGUGAGCAAUGUUCACAACAGUAUCCCAGUUUCGAAAGUUAUUUUAAUUUAAUGUUUCACAUGAGUACUGCAAACUGCAUUAAUACUGAACUUGGGAUAUUUUCUAAUGAAUAGAAAGUGACGUCGAUAUUCCGCUGUUGCAUCAGCUUAGGUGUGUAUUACUCAAAAUUUUAUUUUAAUGAUUUUUUAUAUUGAACAUCAUUCUUUUUCACCACGGUUAACUCAAACAUCAAAGAUGACGCUUGUAUGUUUUGUUGCAAUGUGUUGAUCUUGUUUUGUUCUGUUCGAAUUUACUUUUCUGCUCGCUCGUAUUUUAUGCGCAUAGAACACCUUUUCUUUCGAAACAAGAAAUACGAAAAGAAGAAAUUUUCAUUUUUAUCGAUGUUCAAUAUAUUGACUAUCAGGGCAAAAAGAGUCAGUGUAGACAUUGUGUGUAAGCAAUGACAAUUAUGAUAAUGCAAAUUACAAAAAAACGCGAUAUUUCAAAAAAGCAAAAAUAUUAUGGUAAACACUGAAGAGCUGGUGUAUGAGGAUUUAGGUAGGAAGCGAGAGAUAACCUUCAAUAACAGUAAUUAUUUGAUGAUAUUGCAUUUUUCUCCGGAAGCGGUAAAAUAGAGAUAUGACUUUUGUUAUUUAGUUUUUCUUCAAAUAUUAAAUAUUAUGGUGAAAACUGAAGAGCUGGUGUAUGCGGAUUUAGGUAGGAAGCGAGAGAUAACCUUCAAUAACAGUAGGCUCAAUCCAUUUGAAACCUACCAUAUUAUACUCGACCAAGUGCGCUUCGUUCAAAGCCACAUUUCUGAUGCAGCUUUGCACGCUAAUUCCGAAGGUUAAACCGCUGGUUUCUGGCUGGUUCGCAAAAAGUUAUGGGCAAUGAAACUCAAUAUUGAACAAUUGUCGACAACAGUUAAUCGAAUCAACCAUGAAAUUUAUCAACGAUCACAUUUCAGUUUCGAGAUGCAAAACUGAAUCUGUACCCUAGUGGAAGUACUCAUACGAUGAGUACGACUUUACUCAUAAUUCGUCCAUGAGUACUCAUAUUGGUACUACUAACAAUUUCUGAGUAUUGUUACUCAGUGAGUACUCAGUUACUCAUGUGAGUACUCAGGAAAUGUUCAUUCACCAUUUUAUUUUGCUAAACUGAAACUGUAUAAAGAGCGUAGAAUUUAGUGAAGAAACAGAGAAUAUUUAUAUUAUUAUUUUCUCACUGGUCUCUCUUUAUAUAGUGAGAGAUAGACUUGUAGUCCUACUCUGGCUACCUGAGAUCACUCCUCUAUGUGGAAAUAUCAGAUGAACAAUACUCAUGAGUAUUUUGCCAAAAGUGGUAUGAGUACUCAACAAUACCCAAGCAGGAGUACUCAAAGUCGUACUCAGAGUACUUGUUACUCACUCAUGAGUACUCAGAUGAGUACUCAGUGAGUAAAAAAAUGUAUGAGUACGUAUGAGUACUCGUCCGGUUUUUCUAGGAGAGUACUUUUUGAGUACUCACACUUGAGUACAUUCACUAGGGUAUUAUCUUCAAUCCCACAUUUGAAAAGAUUUGAAAUUGAAGCUGAAAUUGAUAAGAAAUUAAAACCAUUUAUUGAAAGUUCAUGGUGUGAAUUAAUUCGUCAUACAAUCAACGCAAAAAAAUCACGAAAAACUUCACAAACAUCAUCAUCAUCAAACAAAAACAAGCUUUCAUUACCUGAUUCAUCAUUUCCAACGAUUAAUCACUUUUUAUCGACAACAUCUAUUAUAACAACAACAAAGCUGCAAAAAAAUAUUAAUAAUAAUAUUAAUAUUAAAAAGAGCCAAGAUAAAAAAUCUCGUCAACCUAGAAAAACACAUUUUAAUCAAGAUACUCAACAAGUUAGUCGGUCAACCUCAACUUCUGUAAACCGACGACAACAAUCUUCUGAUAAAAAUCAACAACAGCAACAAACCAAAAGAGCAUCAGUUAAUGGACGACGACAACAAUCAUCGGUAACAACAAAUAAACAACAGGGUCGUACACCAUAUGAUAGAAGAAAUAAUAAUUACUAUUAUAACAGCGAUUAUUCAUAUAACUAUCCUAGUUAUUCUUAUGAUCGAUAUCGAUCAACGUAUUAUCCGUCUUGCUAUAAUAAUGAAUACGAUAAUAACAACUCUUAUUACUAUUAUCGUUCUUCUUAUUAUCCUCGUCACCGUCGUCUCAACAACGAUAUGAAACAAUCGUUCAUUUAUUAA